This is a messenger RNA of Gongylonema pulchrum, 342 nucleotides long. Lineage: Eukaryota; Metazoa; Nematoda; Chromadorea; Rhabditida; Gongylonematidae. The record is from the annotation of a GenBank genome assembly.
GCGUUUGUUGUUGUGCUUCAGGAGAAUGUGCGGAUGUUCUAUCAGAAGUGGAUGGAGGAGCAGGCCCAGAAACUGGUGGAUGCGACCGCUCGAGCCUUCACUCAGGGCCGUCUUGCCGGCACUGCUCCGCGGAUGCCUAUGGUCUCAGUUAGUUUAUGUACAACAGUGUUUGUACGUUUGCAGGGUGGACCGAGACCGCCGAUAAUGGGGCCAGUUGGUGCGCCGCCACUUCGAGCUCCGAUGCCAUUUCCAUAUCCGCCGAUGGGUGCCCCGAUGGCUCCGCCGAUGAUGAUGCGACCUCCUUUCGUGAUGCCGCCUGGGCCUCGUCGAGAGAUCCGAUGA